GGAGACCAGAACGAAGAACAUAUCAGGUUGCAGGUCCAAACUCAUUGUGGCACAUUGAUGGAAAUCACAAGCUGAUAAGGUGGAGGAUAGUCAUUCAUGGGGCUAUUGAUGGAUACAGUCGUCUUGUGGUCUUCCUUCAUGCCUCAAACAACAACCGUAGCAGUACCGUUUUAUCAAGUUUCAUCAGAGCCGUGGUAUCCUAUGGUGUACCCUCGAGGGUCCGGACAGACAGAGGAGGGGAAACAAUGCUGUCUGCCUGAUGAUGAACAUUUUCAGAGGCUUUGAUCGUGGAAGCGCCCUAAGAGGAAGGAGUACCCAUAAUCAGAGAAUUGAGAGGCUCUGGGGUGAUCUGUGGCGAGGAAUGACCAAUGUCUACUGUGAUUUAUUUCACCACCUGGAGGAGGAAGGCAUCAUUGACAUUGACAAUGAAAUGCACCUUUGGGCUCUCCAUUACAUCUAUCUCCCAAGGAUCAACAGAGAUUUGAAAGACUUCACUCAACAGUGGAACAAUCAUGGCUUGCGGACAGAGAGACACUUGAGCCCAUUACAGAUUUUUGUCCGAGGCAGCCUCCAGCAACAGGGCCGAGCCUCAACUGCCAUGCAGGACAUCUUUCAGACUAGAGCAGCUGCUGCUGCUGGGACUAUUGGUGGGACAGCUGAUGGUAGUGUGACAGCCACUGAGAGUGAGACGACUGCUGCUCAGGGCUUAGGUACUGAUUCUGGUGGUGGUGCUCAUGGUACAGAUGAGCUGGGAUUGCUGGUCGACUGGCCUGAGAGGAUUACUGUGCCAGACAUCGAAUUUACUCUGGACGGACCGAUGAUGGAGCAAGUGGUAGAACUAUUUAAUCCACUAACUGGCACCAGAGGGAGUCAUGGUAUUGAACUCAUCUCUGGCUUAAUAUACUUUCUGGACUCGACAUAUCACUGACACAGUUCAAUUAUUGACUGAAACAUAAUAGCAGCAAGUGGAAAGACUUCAAAAUAUCUAGGUGACUGGAUACAUAUAAUGUGAAAAGUUAUAAUACGUGUUUACUAUGUACCAUUGAGUAGUGGAGAUACAAGAACGAGCUGUGUGACACUGAAAAUAAAAAAUGUUGAGUGAUUUUUAAAGUGUAUAAGAUGGAAGUUGUGAAAUGGAAAGUAUACAACUGAAGCUGAAUCUCGAUAAAGUCAACUUGAUUAAUCUAAAAGUUACAGCUGUUGAUAUUGAUAAAUACAACUAUAAAGCAGUGACAGUAAAUAAUUAAAAAAUAAAAAACUGUAUAGUAGGUAUUGAAGUGGCUCAGUAUAGU
This is a messenger RNA of Oreochromis aureus, 1292 nucleotides long. RefSeq lists its product as uncharacterized. The transcript has 2 exons. The record is from RefSeq and is a predicted model, not a curated record. NCBI's taxonomy places the organism in Eukaryota, Metazoa, Chordata, Actinopteri, Cichliformes, Cichlidae. Bases 260 to 928 code for a protein of 222 amino acids.